CUAUACCGCCAUUAUGGAACAACAGCUCGAUCUCACCAAGCUCACCGACAGCGACAAGAAGGAGCUCAACCAGGUCCUGACCAACGAGGCUCAGAAGUCCAACAUUCAGCAGACUGUCCACCACCUGAACGAAGUGUGCUGGGAAAAGUGCAUCACCAGCAAGAUCACCUCCGGCACCCUCGAUAAGUCUGAGGAGUCAUGCGCACAGAACUGCGUUGACCGGUGGAUGGAUACCAGUCUGGCUAUCCUCUCGAAGCUGGACAACAUGCGCGGCGGCCCCGGCCACUAAGCGU
Molecule: messenger RNA, 293 nt
Organism: Penicillium psychrosexuale
Lineage: Eukaryota; Fungi; Ascomycota; Eurotiomycetes; Eurotiales; Aspergillaceae
Product: Tim10/DDP family zinc finger protein
Exons: 2
Coding region: 14-289 (91 amino acids)
Source: RefSeq, a predicted model, not a curated record